ACUGAUGACAUAUAAAAUGCCAAGCUUUGUACCACAACACUUCUUCACAACAAAUGUUUUCAAAUUUAAUAAAUAUUGAUUUUAGUUCGCGCUUCAUUUUUAUUUAAAAUGGAACUUAUAUAUUCGAUGAGGCGGAAGCCAUUAAAAUGUGAACCACCACAUUACGAGAAUAACGCAGAUCCAGAAGUAGUGAGGCCGAUUUGUACGAUAUCAACGUGUAAUAUCAUUGCAUUUUCAUCAUUGACCGAAUUAUCGGACACUGACGGUGACACAUGGGGUGGUCACAUUUAUGUAUGUGAUCUUGAUACGCCAUGGGAAUGUCAUAAAGUAGCCAGCACUGUUUAUCCUGUGUCAGCUUUAGAAUGGGAUGGAGAAGGAAAACAGCUGCUGGUAGCUACAGUAGUUGGUGAAGUGUCAGUGUAUGCACAGAAAGACUAUCUGCUUAAUGAAUGGACUUGUCUCUACUCAGCUUACUUUCCAGGUGAAAACAUAAUAAAAGCGGUAUUUUUUCACAAUGGUCGCAAAGUUAUCGCUGUUGAGAAGAAACCGGAUGUACCUAUCAGUGAUAGAAUACAAAUGUUACGAUCUGUGCCAACACUCAAAGGAUUCGGGGGUAUAGCAUGCGAAGGGGCCUGUAUAAUAACGGGUACCGGCUUAGUGGGUGCCUUAACUCCCGCCGGGGACUCCAACCGUGCUCUCGUUGCCUCCGACUGUCUCCGCUCGCCGAGGGAUCAUAUAGCUACUGCAUCGUUUGCACAUAAAAAUGGCAGUAUACUGAUAGCAGCUGCAUGGCGGGGUGGGGGUAAGCGCGGGGUGCGGUGCGCGGCGUGCGCGGUGUUCCGCCCCCCCGGCACCCGCGCCGCCCCCGUACAACUCACAUUACAACCCUUACCAACUGUCUAUCUACUGGAUCAUGAACCUGUAUCAAUAACAUGGUGUCUCCGAGAAGACACAGAUUCCUUGCUGAUCGCAGGCUCCACUCUGACCCUGUGGAAGUUGGCAGAGCGCUCAUACCCUGUACAUAAACUGCUCUGCAAAGGUCCUGUGCAAGGUAACACUACACCUGGCGGAGGUCCAAAAGCACCUACAGACUGUUUUAAUACUGUGGUAUGGCAGCAGACAGCUGUGUGGCAAGUGGAGGGUGGGGGCGCAACGUACGUGGGCAGCGUGCGUCUGCCUCUGGCCACGCCCCACGUGCUGUUGGCCACGCCCACCGCACUACAUCUGCUCAACAGAGACAACCACCACUAUGUAUGUUCUCGUGCCAUUGGUACCGGUCUUGUAUCAGACACUGGCGCAGCUACACCACCCAAGAAAACUAAAUAUGGAGGUCUUCCGACUACAGGAUGGUCUGGUGCCACGUUGUCAUGUGUGGAGGUGUCACAACUGGGUGCAGUUUGUGUCGCAGUAGACACACACUCACAACUUCACGUCUUCAAGUUGUCACAGCCAGCUCCAGAUAUACCCACCACACUGACAGUGCAGCAUACCACCUUGCUGCUGGAGUAUGCCAUGGUGUCAGGGUAUGACUGCUUAGAUGUCUUGAUGACCUUGAAACCCAACAUUGUAGAAGCUGUAUACGAAAGACUGACGGAGAGCUUUCAGCGUCAGUCGCAAGCCUUCCAGCAGUAUUACUACCACAGCUGGCUGAAACUGAGGAUAGCGCUCUGCAGCCGUGUGGCGGGGCUGACUGGUAGCGCGGCAUCACUGUGCUCGCUGCAGCUGGUGCUGGCGGGCUGGUCUGCUGCAGCCGCGGCGCUGCGACCUGACGACAAGACUGAGGCAGCAUUGGCCUCGCUCGCCGCGCUCGCCAACAUGCCCGACGAACACGACGAGAAGAAUCUUCUGGCACUGGAGGCGAAGGCGGAGUCCCUGGGUGAGGGCGCUACGAGCGCGGGCAGUGCGUGGGGUGCGCUGUCGGCCAUGCAGCCGCUGUACCGGCCACUGCAGCGCGCCCUCGACACUGCGCUCACCACCCUCGCCUCCCUCCCCACACUCCCCACUGCCCCCCACCACCACGGUUACGAGAUGUGGUCGGAUGCGGUGGCCCUGAAUGUACUGCGUAAGAUGGUGGUGAUAGCUCGUGCAUGCGCUCGCGGUGGAGACGCGCUCAGCCGACCACUGGCGCGUCUCGCAGCAGUAGUUGGCGCUACCCCCAAGCCCGACCUGCUCGAGGAGUGCGCAGCGCUGACAGCACAGAUGCCAGCUCGUGUGUGGGAUGCUUUACCCCGCUGCACCGUCUCCGCACCGCAUGGUAGACCCUGGCCAUUGCAAUUGGAGUAUGACAUGGAGCCAGAGGCAUUGCGCUUUGUGCCCGAGCCACCGGCGCAUGCGCAGUGCGAUGGCACACCCUCGCUCGCUAUGGACUCUAUACGGUACAUGUACCUUGGCGGGGGGAGACGCGCGGCUCGUUGGCGCCGCUGCGGUCGUUGCGGGGCGCGCUCUGUGCCUGCCGCUUUGCCCGCUCCUCUGCCUGCGAGGAACGCACAGCAACGUGCCUACGACGCACGAUAUCUUGCCGCAUGCAGAUGCGGUGGGAAAUGGACGCUGUAUUCGAAUAUUUAG
Papilio machaon (common yellow swallowtail) is the source of this 2565-nucleotide messenger RNA. RefSeq names its product mediator of RNA polymerase II transcription subunit 16 (gene MED16). NCBI's taxonomy places the organism in Eukaryota, Metazoa, Arthropoda, Insecta, Lepidoptera, Papilionidae. Gene Ontology annotation, biological process: positive regulation of DNA-templated transcription. Bases 109 to 2565 code for a protein of 818 amino acids. The record is from RefSeq and is a predicted model, not a curated record. Gene Ontology annotation, cellular component: mediator complex. The transcript has 20 exons.